AUGGAGGAAGCUGGUAAGAUCGUAAGAAGUCAGAACACAUUCAAAGUCCUAGUGAUUGGUGAUUGUGGGACAGGCAAAACAUCAAUAAUUCGUCGAUAUGUCCAUAAUAUGUAUAAUACAAAUUAUAAAGCAACUAUAGGAGUAGAUUUUGCUGUCAAAAUAUUAGUGGUUAAUACGACGGAAAUAGUUCAUCUUCAGAUGUGGGAUAUAUCAGGUACGCUAACUAUUACUAUUCUUUUGGAAAAUUUGACAAAUUUCUUCUGA
Molecule: messenger RNA, 264 nt
Organism: Auanema sp. JU1783
Lineage: Eukaryota; Metazoa; Nematoda; Chromadorea; Rhabditida; Rhabditidae
Source: the annotation of a GenBank genome assembly